AUAAACAUAAUUUGGUUUGAUGGCCGGCAAAGGCAAAAAGAAACGCAACAGCAAGGAUUCCACUUCAAGUAAUAACGGUAAUGGCGAGGAGGGCGAUAAGAAAAAGGAAGGCAAGAAAAAGAGUAGCAGUAGCAAAUCGCUGGGAUGUGACAUUUUCAAUGAUGUAGCCAUGGAGAAUGCCUACUAUGUGUGCCAUAAUGUUCAGGAUUUACUCAAAACUCGCGGAUUCGCUUGGCCAGAUGGGCAAAAGAAGAAGAAGAAAGGAAAGCGCUAGAGAUUAUUCCAGCA
Molecule: messenger RNA, 288 nt
Organism: Ceratitis capitata (Mediterranean fruit fly)
Lineage: Eukaryota; Metazoa; Arthropoda; Insecta; Diptera; Tephritidae
Product: small lysine-rich protein 1
Exons: 2
Coding region: 20-274 (84 amino acids)
Source: RefSeq, a predicted model, not a curated record